AUGUCUUUUCCCUCAAUGAGUAAAAAGACACGAUCGUAUUCUCUGCAAUCUCGUCAGUAUAUAGAUAGAGUAAUACUUGCCCAGCGAUCACAGCAGUUUAUUGCACUCAUGUGGCUUCUCGCAGAGUCUAUGCGGCAUGCGUGGAGAUUACAUUUGCGGUUAGCUCAACUGUAUGUCUAUUAUGUGCCUAGUUAUCUACAGGCAAUGAAUAUACAUAGUGAUAAUAGUAAUAAUAGUAAUAGUAAUAUAGAGGAAGUAUUAUCUAUUACAAAGAAUAAAUAUUAUGCCUAUUUCUGUUCUGGGAAUUUUGAUUAUGAGUAUUAUGUAUAUCAGUUUAAUGAAAAGUGGGAUGCACUCUUUGCUGCUGUACAUCAUUAUAUGGAUGCGGAUAAUAUCAAUACCCAAACAACAACAACAACAACUACUACUACUACUAACAGUAGUCAAACGACGAUGUCAAUGAAUACAAACAACAACAACAACAACGACAACAACAACGGAAAGAACAGGAAAGAGAGGCGCAGCGGCGGCGGAAAGAACUGCAGCGAGAUGAAGAGAUGCUUGUAG
Molecule: messenger RNA, 567 nt
Organism: Trypanosoma theileri
Lineage: Eukaryota; Euglenozoa; Kinetoplastea; Trypanosomatida; Trypanosomatidae
Exons: 1
Coding region: 1-567 (188 amino acids)
Source: RefSeq, a predicted model, not a curated record